GGCUCUCCGCUGCCGCUGGCGCUGCCACUGCCACUGCCGCCGUCGCUGCUCCGCUCCGCUCGUCGUCUGGCUGAUUAGUUUAGUUUGUGAUUUCAAUAUAUGUAAUUAAUUUUUGUUUCUGUAGCGGUACGGACGGACGCGUCGCGACGUUCGCUUGGUCCGCUUGGAGCAGCUUGGAGUUCGAAUUCGGUUAGCCAGCCGUCGCUGUUUCGUAUUUAUUAUUAUUUUUUAUUUUUUAUGAGUAUUCGUAUUUCGUAUUUCGUAUUUCGCAUUUCGCAUUUGUAUCUGAAUGUUUCUUUGGCACUGCGUACGUGUGUGAGGAGGCGAUUGUGCGAGUUUCCUUCUCUUUCAACUUGCCUUUUUCGUGGUCGCCGCCGCCGCUGCUAAAAUGCAAAGAACACGCUCAGGCAACGUAAAUGGCGCCGCGCUAACGAAUGGAAUUGGAAUAUCAAACAGUGCCCCCCAGAGCCCCAAAUAAAAGUGGAAAAAAAAUAAGAGGAAUUAAAACCGAAAUACAACAAGCAACAAACAAACUUCGUUUUGACAAAAACCAACCCCCCUCCCCCCGCGCUUUUUUUACGUGUGUGUGUUUUGUGCCAGUGCUUGUGCUUUUGUGUAAAAAAAACGUUUGCAACAACAAGAUAAAGCGCGUUCGAGAGGAAUUAUUAUAAAAAAAAAAAGCAACAACAAAUGAACACUUGCUGGAAGCUGAAUGGCUAGGCAACAACUCAAAUGAAAGCUACAACCAAGUGAAACAAAAUACCUCCAGCUGUACAAAUAUUGAUUGAUAUUGAACAAGUUUAAAAGAAAUAAACAUAAAUGCACAAAUUUAAAGCAAAGUAAUGGGGAAACUAAAACAAAAAGCAGUCGGAGAUGACUAAAUAAUGUAUAUGUAAACUAAGCUCGUUUUCCCGCAACCCGUCCAAUUGAAAUCCCAAAAACAAAAAUACUAUGUGUGUUUCAAAAAUGUUUGAACAAAUACCGUAGGAAAUACCGUUAGGUGGCGAAAGUGUAUCUGUUAUACCGUUAUACCGUAAAUAUAGCGAGUGCUUUGAAUUAGGUGCAAGAAAUACUGAACUUCGGUAACUGGCUGUUAUAAUUUUCGUUAAUUUUUUGUUUUUUGCUUGAAAAGUAAUGUACAAAGUAUCACGAAGAAAUUUAACAACAAACAAAACACAAAUAACGAGGAAGAUAACGGGGCAAAUUGCAACUGCAGGACAGCAAUAACAACAAAGCAAAACAAAGUAAUACAAAACAAUAAUAAUUCACCAAUAUAAGACCAACAACCAGCAGACAGAGCGAGACGGAUAGAGGCAUAAACAAACCGCACAAGCGAGUGCGAGCAAGAGGGCGUGCGUGAGAGCUUGCCGAAAGAGCGCGAGAAGGAGAAAGGUGGCGAGAGAAAGGGAGAGCGCAAAGCUUCAUGCAGAAAAACAAGAAACAGCGCAAAACAUCUGGAGAACAUGGAGGGUGCCAGUCGCAGCAGGAACUCCUCCACGAGCCACAGCCAAGGUCGCGGCCAGGACAUUGAGGAUCUCAAGCAAGACAUUCCCUACUUUGACGACCCACCGGCCCUUGAUGCCGAUCUGCUUGUUCUGGGCAAGAGCGAAUGCCAACUGGACGAGCUGGCCUGGGAUCGCGAUGCGGAUGCGGAUGCAGAUGUGGAUGCAGAUGUGGAUGCGCCGCUAGAGACGGCACCCGCCGUCGAUCUCGAGGAGGAUAACUACCCGGAUGAGAACGAGAGCUCGGUGCUGGGCAGCGACUAUGCGCCCAGUGGGAGUGGCAGUGGUGCCAAUAGCUUCUAUCAAUCGCCCACGCCCUCUGCCGCCGGAUCCGGUUGCGAUCUGAUGCUCCGACCGCCCUCCAAUUCCAUGUACCACUUCAACUACCGAUCGCCGGGCAGUCCAAUGCCCGUGGCACCGGCAGUGGCCAACUCUCGAGGUCUGCAUCCGUAUGCACAUUCCCCGGCGCAUGGCAAUCCGCCUGGCUUCUAUCCGAACAUGUGGUAUCCCAAUGCACCAUACGGAUCGGCCGGAGGAGCCGCCGGAGGAGCCGUGUCCGGUGGCAGGUACAUGGGCUACGGAGCGCCAGGUGGAGUGCCAGGUGGAGCCAGUUCGGGUCCGGGUGCGGGUCCGGGUCCAGGAGCAAUGCAAGCGGCAUAUCCCGGGCACUCGGCCCACAUGCAUGCGCUGCAUCAUCAAUAUCCGCAGCCACAUCCGCACGCCCACCACCCGCAGCAUCCGCAUCACUCACCGCAUCCGCACCACCCGCAUCCGCACGAGACCAUGAUGGAGAUGUUUCAGCUCUCGAAUAGUGGUCGGGAGGCGCGAAACCGGGCGGAAAAGAAUCGGCGGGACAAGCUGAAUGGAUCCAUCCAGGAACUAUCCACAAUGGUGCCCCAUGUGGCGGAGUCGCCACGUCGAGUGGACAAAACAGCCGUUCUGCGCUUCGCCGCCCAUGCAUUGCGAUUGAAGCAUGCCUUUGGCAACAGUCUGAUGCAGCAGCGACCACAGAUCACGGACACACUGAUGGACAUGCUGGACAGCUUCUUCCUCACGCUCACCUGCCAUGGCCACAUACUGCUGAUCUCGGCCAGCAUUGAGCAGCACCUGGGCCACUGUCAGUCGGAUCUGUAUGGGCAGAGCAUCAUGCAGAUCACCCACCCGGAGGACCAGAACAUGCUCAAGCAGCAGCUGGUCCCCACCGAACUGGAGAACCUCUUUGACGCCCACGGCGACUCGGAUGCGGACGGUGAGCCCCGCCAGCGGAGCAAAGCCGAGGAGGACGCCAUCGAUCGCAAGCUGCGCGAGGACAGGCGCAGUUUUCGAGUGAGAUUGGCUCGUGCGGGUCCCAGAUCGGAACCCACCGCCUACGAAGUGGUCAAGAUCGAUGGCUGUUUUCGGCGUAGUGACGAAGCGCCGCGCGGCGUGCGCUCCAAUCAUUUCAGCUCCAAUCUGCAGUUGAUCAGGAGGACUCGCGGUCGUGAUGAUGUCAUUCCUCUGCACACCAUUAGCGGCAACGAUAUCAUACUGACUGGCUGUGCCCGGAUAAUCCGUCCGCCAAAGAUCGCCAGUCGGCUGAUUGAUGCCAACACACUGGAGUACAAAACCCGCCACCUGAUCGACGGCAGGAUCAUCGACUGCGACCAGAGGAUUGGCAUCGUGGCCGGUUACAUGACGGACGAGGUGCGCAAUCUCAGUCCAUUCACCUUUAUGCACAACGACGAUGUGCGCUGGGUGAUCGUGGCCCUGCGGCAAAUGUACGACUGCAAUAGUUCUUAUGGCGAGUCCACCUACCGCCUGUUCACCCGCAACGGAAACAUCAUCUACCUGCAAUCGAAGGGCUAUCUGGAGAUCGACAAGGAGACGAACAAGGUGCACUCCUUUGUCUGCGUGAACACGCUGCUGGGCGAGGAGGAGGGCAAGCGGCGGGUGCAGGAGAUGAAGAAGAAGUUCUCGGUGAUCAUCAACACCCAGAUACCGCAGUCGACCGUCGAUGUGCCCGCCUCCGAGCAUCCGGCUCUGCUGGAGAAGGCCGUACUGCGGCUCAUCCAGAAUCUGCAGAAAUCGGGCGAGAAUGGCGGCCAUGAUGACGGCGAUGAGGACGAUGAUGCGCAGGAUGACGACGACGAGGAGGAGGAUGAUGAUGACGAUCAGGACGAUGGGGCACGGAGCAUGUCUGAAUUCGGCGAUCCCUAUGGCAGCCAUCAUGGUCGAUCGCAUCACGGUUCCUCGGCACUUUCCUCCCACGGCCAUGGUAGCUCCAAGACUCCGCCGCUGGCACUGGUUCCACCGGAAACGUCCUCCGUCAAGUCGGCGAUCUCGAAGAGCAUCAGUGUGGUCAAUGUAACGGCGGCCAAGCAUCUGCGCGGUGUCCACGGAUCGGCGGCAGUCAAAUCGCCCAGCUCCUUGGGCAGUUGCACCUGCAGCGAGUCCCAUUCGCCCUGCGGCUUCUGCCAGGCUCCACCCACGCCCGAUCCCCAAGCGGCUGGGUCCACCCUGAAGAGGAGCAGCACUGCUCUGGCGGAGACCGAGGAGAAGAUGACCAAGCGGCGUUUUAUACCCAGCACUGAAAUCGAGCACGUGCUGCACACGUCUCUGGACCAAAUCGGGCGAAAUCUGACCCAGCAACUCAAUGUGGCCAGGAAUUUGCGGGAACAGAGCCAGCGCUUCGAGUUGCCCCAUGCCCAUCAGCGAUUCGAUGAGUUCAUGCAGGAGCACCAGAAACAAAGUGAGCUGUUUGUGAACAUCAAGAGCGAGUACGAGGUGCAGCUGCAGCACAAGGCCAGCACCCGGAAGUCAUCGGAUUCGGAUCGAAAUCAGGAGGAGCAGCCGCUUCAGGAGGACGACCAGGACUAGGACCAGGAGAUAGGGAGUGCCCGUUCGGCUCUCGACUGAAGGGUUUCAUCGAUGUGAUAUGUAACUACUGUCCUGGCAGCCAGCUCAAGCCCAAACACACAAGGUGUCCCUAAUUCGUAAUAGAACCAAUUAUUCGGGGUUAGGUGGUCAUUCGGUCAACUGAUGGGUAACUGCUGCGGAACAGAUUCAGAUACAGAUACAGAUACAGAUACGGAUACGGAUAGAUAUCCUUUAACCCCAACCUAUGAGUGAGCCUGAGACAAGCAUACUUUAGUUACCCCGCCCACAUGCACACACACACAUAUAUAUAUUUAUAUAUAUAUGUAUUAAUAUAUAUAUAUAUGUAUAUGUAUGUACAUAUAUACACUGUUUGUUCAGUUUGUUGUUUUUAACUUCCUGUCCCACGUAGAAGGACUUUUACAUGCAUGUAGAACUAGUUACCGUUGCCGUGGCCGUUUCCGUUUCCGGUUUCGUUUAGAAUGUUAGAAACAUUUUUAGUAGGUAAAUACAAUUACAACGGAUUCUCUUGAUUACAAUUUGUUAUUUGCUGAUCCCAAUUUUCCAAAACAAACAAACAAUGCUAGAACAAAUAUUCAUAGAAAAGAGUCACGUCAAUUUCCACCGGAAGCGGAAACGGCAACAAACACCCACAAAGGAUAAAGAUAAAGAUAGAGAUAGAGAUAAAGAUUAGCGUAAAUGGGAGGAUUUAAACAAUUAUUAGGCUAAAUGAAAUAUACUAUUAAAACCUAUGUACCAUACGUUGUGCGUAAUGCCCAAACUAAACGUGAUAAAAGACUGUUACCAACUACAUACACACAUACAUAAUACCAAGAUGGAAACACCCGUAAAUCUAUAACUAAAACGUAAACUUAAAUCGGCAUAGUUUCGCAUAAAAAGGAAAUAUAUACAUAUAUAACAAAUAUUCAUACGCGCACUUAAAGGAGGCGUGGCAUAGUCUAAUUACAUUUACUGUACGAACACUUUUUAUAGAUGUUUAAUGUUGUUAUGGUUAAGAUAAAUCCAGACGAAUCGAUGGAUUUUGGCCAAGCACGGUGCACUGCAUAUAACAAGUGAGCCAAGUACAAUUUACACAAAUAUAUACAUAAUUAGAUGCAUAUAUGGUUCGAUGUAAACUAAUAAAUCGAUGUAAAAGCGUAAAAACGGAAGUUAAGAAACCACACACCCACACCCACACACACACACACAAAAACCAGAAAAAGCUGAGGCGAAAAAAAUAUGAGAACUCUGUUAAAUGUUUGUUAUGCAUUUGUUUUUUUUUUUAUCUAAAUUAAUAUUAAACUAAUGUAUUAGUGAAUAAACUUGUG
Messenger RNA from Drosophila teissieri, 5683 nucleotides. RefSeq lists its product as uncharacterized. Gene Ontology annotation, molecular function: RNA polymerase II cis-regulatory region sequence-specific DNA binding; DNA-binding transcription factor activity, RNA polymerase II-specific; protein dimerization activity. The record is from RefSeq and is a predicted model, not a curated record. Lineage: Eukaryota; Metazoa; Arthropoda; Insecta; Diptera; Drosophilidae. The transcript has 10 exons. Bases 1464 to 4358 code for a protein of 964 amino acids. Gene Ontology annotation, cellular component: aryl hydrocarbon receptor complex; cytoplasm; nucleus. Gene Ontology annotation, biological process: regulation of transcription by RNA polymerase II.